Messenger RNA from Colletotrichum fioriniae, 705 nucleotides. NCBI's taxonomy places the organism in Eukaryota, Fungi, Ascomycota, Sordariomycetes, Glomerellales, Glomerellaceae. The record is from RefSeq and is a predicted model, not a curated record.
AUGACCGAAGAGAAGAUGCCGCUCAUGCUCGAAAACGGCAUGAAUGGGGCCAUGCAGGUCGACCAGCUCGACGUCGACGACCUCUUUGGCGACGGCGUUGGCGGCCUGUCUCUUCACACGGCCCGCCCUCCAACAAAACAACUGCGCCAAAGGAUCGAUGAACUACGCACCCGCGGCUGUUGCCAAUCCGGCGCAAUAGCCUCCGUUUCACCAGAUGGAAAGACACUGGAAGCCAGGUUCCUGCGUUCCCAUCCUGACAAUGGCGACUGGGGUCUCAGUGAGCCCACAAAGGUUGAUCUCAUCAGUAUCAAUCCUUCAAGCCCCAUAAUACACCUCGCCUGGGCCUCGACAGCAAGCCCUGAACUAGCCGUCAUCGACGCGACUGGCCGAGUUGCUAUUUUGACCUAUUCCAUCACUCUGAACCGACCCUUCGCAACACGGAAAUGGGACCAUGACCCUUCCGACGACCUCCAUGCCAUUGUCGGAAGCUACUGGCUACCACUCGCUCCUCAAAGCAAGCAGUACUGGGUGAGCCAUGGACCAGCUGUGAAAGAUGGCAACCAGUAUAGGUACGAGAGCUCGUUCAUGUUCUGGGCUCAGAACAACAACAAGAUCGAAGAAACCUCACUUGAGCUCGAGAGCGUCAACUCAUCUGACGACUUGAUUACACACGCAGCACUCCACAGCGACAAGGGCAAGCAGUAA